AUGUCUGAGCAGCAUGAGCAUCCUCCUCCACCACCAAUAAAAGCACCACCAGAGCUUAUUGCAGAUAUUAGAGAAUUGAUCCAAAGUCUGCAAAAUCCAGACCUAACACUGUCUUCAUUUCUGCGCAGUCCAGAGCUCCAAGCUCUAUGCCAGAGAUAUGAUGUUAAUCAUAUUACUGAUCUUCAUCAAAGCUUUGUGAAUAUGGAUCGCUUUACUCUUAUUAUUCAAAAAGCAAAGCUUAUUCUAUACCCAGAAGGACAGGGCCUUAAUGGGCUUACAGUGGAUGAGAAACCGAAGGCCAGAAAUAAAAGAAUUCGGAGUAUUAUUGCUGAUAUGGACAGAGGACAAAUGGAAGGACUUGGCUAUUUUCUGCAAACCCUUUCUAAUAGUAAUGAAGAUUGGCAGUGGCAUGUUGAGCAUGUUAUGAUCUUCUGUCGUAUUCACUUUCUACGUGGAGUUGAAGAGGUUGUUGGAAAAUGUCAACAGCAUACAGAGCUUUUCAAGCGAAUGAUGGCUUUACUAGACUGUGAGAGUGAGGAGGAUUAUAUUGAGCUGGUCCAGCAUCUACUACAUACUGCUGAUCCUGAUUCAAAACAGGAGGGUUGGGCUCUUCAUAAAGCUGACCCAGUUAUAGCUGCAGGACUUAAUAAAUCCCGCUCUCGCAUGGAUUCUGAAGACUUUGAUGAAGCUACAGCUCAUACUAAUGCAGCAGAGCAAACUCAUGAGAAGGGGCUAGCAAUGGGAAGAGCUUUAAGUAUUGUGAAGGCGGUACAAACUGGCUAUCACCUUGAUAAGCGAGACAUGGCACAAUAUGAUACUCGAGAUCUCUAUGGAAUUCGGCAUUCUUAUUCUAAGCGAAGUGGGUCAGACCUAUUCGCAGAGAGUUUAAGAAGAGGUCGUAAGUAA
This is a messenger RNA of Aspergillus tanneri, 906 nucleotides long. RefSeq lists its product as uncharacterized. The transcript has 7 exons. The record is from RefSeq and is a predicted model, not a curated record. Lineage: Eukaryota; Fungi; Ascomycota; Eurotiomycetes; Eurotiales; Aspergillaceae. Bases 1 to 906 code for a protein of 301 amino acids.